Messenger RNA from Theobroma umbraticum, 844 nucleotides. RefSeq names its product ferredoxin thioredoxin reductase catalytic beta chain family protein. NCBI's taxonomy places the organism in Eukaryota, Viridiplantae, Streptophyta, Magnoliopsida, Malvales, Malvaceae. Gene Ontology annotation, molecular function: oxidoreductase activity, acting on iron-sulfur proteins as donors. The record is from RefSeq and is a predicted model, not a curated record.
CAAAUAAUCCUAAGACUCAAAGAAACAGGAACCAACAGAAAGGAAAAAAAUCUGAAAACUAUAAAGCAACAGCAAACAAUAGAUAAACACAGCUCACAUACUCAAAAAACGAGAGGUGGUUUGGUUUCUGUUGCAGUUUAGUCAAGUAGAGCCAUGACUCUUCAAGCAACUUCCUGUAACUUUGGAGGCAUUUCAUCUCUUCUUUGCCCUCCUAAAACUUCCCAGCACCGUUUUGUAAUCAGAGCUAAAGUGGAACCAUCAGAGAAAUCUGUGGAAAUAAUGAGGAAAUUCUCAGAGCAGUAUGCACGUCGGUCAGGAACAUAUUUCUGUAUGGAUAAGGGAGUGACUUCUGUUGUAAUCAAGGGAUUGGCUGAGCAUAAAGACACAUUGGGUGCACCACUCUGCCCUUGUAGGCAUUAUGAUGACAAAACUGCUGAGGUAGGGCAGGGCUUUUGGAAUUGCCCAUGCGUUCCUAUGAGAGAGAGGAAAGAAUGUCAUUGCAUGCUCUUUCUCACUCCAGAUAAUGAUUUUGCUGGCCAGGAUCAGUCCAUCACAUUGGAAGAAAUCAAGGAAACAACAGCAAACAUGUAGUGCUUGACAUUUUGAAUUUUCUUCUGUAAACAAUCAUAACUUGUAUUUGGCCACAAAAAAGAAGAAAUACCAACAGAGGGUGUAUUUUUAUGUAUAUUAGCAUGUCAACAGGGGAUAAAGUCUUUUAUUCUUUUUUCUUCCCUUUACUACCUUCCUCCCUAUAAUUUAGAAUUAUAGUCUACUCUUUGUAUCUAUGUUUUUUAACCUCUUUCAUAAGCCUUGUUCAGGUGCAGCCCACUCUGAUUUGCUUCAA